UUCUCCAAUUUUUUCUAUUGCUUGGCUAUAGUGCGGGCGUUCUGUCCGCUUGCUGCCCACAAUAUUUUACACGCCUUGGUGAAAGAUGUAUACGCAUGUCUCACGAAAAGGUUAACUUUUAUGUCGCUGAUCGCAAAUGUCGUGCCAUGAAUUCCACUUUGUUGGUAUAUGAAACAGAAUAUCAUCAAAACAUAACGACAAUAUUGCUGCGCGAGAUGGGAUAUUCAUUUAGAAACGGCUUACAGGAUGGUGUUUGGAUGGGUAUUACUUCUUUGGGGCUAACUAAACAGUGGGUGCUCUCCGACGAUGGCGCAGAGUUAAGCUAUAAGAAUUGGCUACCUAUAGAGUCAGAUACCUCCGAAGAUAAAGGCGAAUGUGUAGUCUAUACAAAGACAAAACGUUAUGGCUAUAACGAUGCCAGUUGUUUGUCUCUCCAUAACUAUGUCUGCGAAACAAGACGCGUUUGAGCUCCGCCGAAUGCCAACUAAAUAAAAUUAUAAUAUAUUGCAUAGUUAAAGUGCGCAACUAAUGUAGCGUAAAAAAUAAGAGUAGUUAGACAUUAACAAUGAAAAAUUGAGUUGUGCUGCAAACAAAUUGUUGUAAACAGAAAGCAAGUGGUAAAUAAGAAACAUAUAA
Drosophila busckii is the source of this 636-nucleotide messenger RNA. Its product is annotated as C-type lectin domain family 6 member A-like. Gene Ontology annotation, cellular component: external side of plasma membrane. Lineage: Eukaryota; Metazoa; Arthropoda; Insecta; Diptera; Drosophilidae. Gene Ontology annotation, molecular function: carbohydrate binding. Gene Ontology annotation, biological process: biological process involved in interspecies interaction between organisms. The record is from RefSeq and is a predicted model, not a curated record. The coding region runs from base 96 to 467 and encodes 123 amino acids. The transcript has 2 exons.